GUGAUCGGGAACAAGUGGGACCACUACCUCGAUCUUCUCCAGGCCGACUACACUGAGGGGGAUGCUCUGGAUGCCUUGGGCUUGGUUCGCUACUGCUGCCGCCGUAUGCUCAUGACCCAUGUUGACCUCAUUGAGAAGUUGCUCAACUACAACACCCUGGAGAAGACGGAGACAAGUUGAAGUUAAUUGAACCCAUUCUGCCUCGAAACCUUUGUUCCUUUGUACUUUCCAAGAUGCUGUUUCUUACGUCAGUGCUUAGGAGGUGAAAGGACUGUUAGUGUGACCAUGCGUUUCUACUAUGUAAUCUUCAGGGCUAUAUUAACCAACAAGUCUAUGCAUUCUCCAGUUUCAAACUUAUUAUGCUCCAAGCGUUGAACA
Molecule: messenger RNA, 378 nt
Organism: Triticum aestivum (bread wheat)
Lineage: Eukaryota; Viridiplantae; Streptophyta; Magnoliopsida; Poales; Poaceae
Product: DNA-directed RNA polymerases I, II, and III subunit RPABC5
Biological process (GO): tRNA transcription by RNA polymerase III; transcription by RNA polymerase II; transcription by RNA polymerase I
Cellular component (GO): RNA polymerase III complex; RNA polymerase II, core complex; RNA polymerase I complex
Molecular function (GO): zinc ion binding; DNA binding
Source: RefSeq, a predicted model, not a curated record